AUGUACAGCAAUGUCAGGAGGGAAGCUAGCCUCUUGUUCACGUUCGUCUUUUCGCCUCAUUUUCCCACUUUCGUUGCUUCCAGAAUGAUGUUGAUGCAUCCAAAGCUGCCCCCGUCCUCAACUCCAAAGCUGACGGCACGUCGGCGCCCAAGCCAAUCAGCGUGUCCAUGGACGACUCUGAGAUGAAGAAACUGAUGGACGAGUGCAAGAGGCUGCAGUACGAUGUGGGCAAACUCUCCGACGAGAACAGACAACUCAAGGUAUGGUCAUAUAUUGUGUGAUGUCUAAGAUUGAGGCGGUAUUAGGAUAGUAUUAUAUAUUGGCGAUAUACGGUAAUAUAUUGUGAAGACAGUGUUCUUGUUAAGAUGAUAUUGGCCUCGGCCUAUGGCUGUGGUAGAGAAGCAUGUGUGAAAGCCUUGGGGUUCUAACCUACAGUGUUUGUCCUCCUCUCAGGAUGAGGGCCUGAGGAUGAGGAAGUCCCACCGGCCAGACAACAUAGUCUCCAGCUCGGGCGCCAUGAUGAGCAAACAGCAUUCUUCCAGCUCCCUCCCCUCGCUACUGGUCGUCAUAGCAGCCAUCUUCAUCGGAUUCUUCCUAGGGAAGUUGGUGUUGUAGGGGCGGGGCGAGAGAGAAGGGAAGUGAGCCGGCGUGGGCCCGUUUGUCUCUGUAAGGGCCUGGUCGUAGCACCAGCUCACACCGUACGUACAUAUGUUCUGUGUACCGAAUCAUAAACAGGCCUCGCCUUUUACAAUCUCACACGGUUAGUACACGUGGAAAAACAGAGGAAUGAGCUUUCUCCUUUUUUUGGGG
This is a messenger RNA of Coregonus sp. 'balchen', 810 nucleotides long. The record is from the annotation of a GenBank genome assembly. Lineage: Eukaryota; Metazoa; Chordata; Actinopteri; Salmoniformes; Salmonidae.